AUGUCUGUCUCUCGCUCUCGAUAUCUGACUGUCUGUGCCUGCCUGUCUCUCUCACUCUCACUGUAUCUGUCUUUCUCUGACUAUAUCUGUCCGUCUGUCUUUCUCUCUGACUGUCUAUCUCUCUGUGACUCUGUCUGUUUCUCCUUUUCUCUAACUGUACCUGUCACCCUUUUAUACACGCUUACGCCUGUCCCUCUAUCUCUCUCAAUCUCUGUCUGUUUUGUCUCUCUAAUGCAUCAUGUCACUGUCUAUUUUCUUUCACUCUUUCAGAGUCUCCGAUCUCUCUUUUCUUGUCUUUAUCAGCUAUACUGUGUCUAUCUUACUCGCGCUGUUUUUCUUUCUGUCUCUCCAUCUCUUAUUCUCUUUAUUUCUAUUAUGAUCUCUCUCUCUCUCUCCGUUUUGUGUGCCUGUACCAGUAACACUAUAUCUCUUUUAUUCUAUCUAUCUGAGUCCCUUUCUUUCUUGGUGUUUCUUCCUCUCUUCUCCUGUCACUCUUAUCCUAAUUUUGUCUUUCUCUUUAUCUCUCUUUAUUUCCGCUUUUUCUAUUUUUGUUAUCCUCUCUCUCUCUCUCUCUCCUAUUUAUCUCUUUCCAUUACUCUUUGUCUUUUCUUGCUACAUGUAUUGCGAUCUUUAUGUCUCUCACACGUAUUUUCUGUUCUAUCACUUUCUGUCUCUCAAAUCUUUAUCUCUGCCUUUUGUUCUGUUCAUAUUGUUCAAUCUCUCUUAGUCUUUCUUUGUUCGUUUGUCUCUUUUCUAAUUCUCUUUGUUCCUCCCCUCUUUCUUUUUCUUAGCUUCUCUUUCUUUGUCAUACUGUUCCUUUCUCUCUCUGUCUCUCUGCUUUUCUCACAUUUAAGUCUUUGCCGUCAUUUCCCUCUCUGUUUUAUCACUUUUCUUCUCUGUUAUUUAGUCCUUCUAUCUUUGUCAUUUUUUAUUUUCUUUCUCUCUCGCAUCUUUUCUUCAUCCGACCUACUAUCACAUCUCGCUGUCUCCUCCCCCAACUCCCUCUCUCUCUCUUUUAACUUUCUAUCACUGCCUUCGUGUCACUCGCUCUUUUUAUCUCAUGACUUUUCUUCUGUUGUCCUCUUUCCUGCUGUCUUUUCAUUUAUCUUACUAAUACUUACACUCUUAUUUUUUUUUAUUUCUAUAUUUAUAUCUGACGCAUUUUGUACCUUUCUUUGUCUUUUUCUCUCCCUUAGUCUAGCUGUCUCCCUUUGUUAUACCCCACUAUCUCUUUCUCUCUCUCUUCCUGUCUUUCCUUUUCUGUUUUCAUAUUAA
Acanthosepion pharaonis is the source of this 1275-nucleotide messenger RNA. NCBI's taxonomy places the organism in Eukaryota, Metazoa, Mollusca, Cephalopoda, Sepiida, Sepiidae. The record is from the annotation of a GenBank genome assembly.